CCACAGGCUAUGCUUUAACCGGGUCGGCCACUUUUGGACACACCAAACCCUGUCUAGCUCACUCUGCUAUUCUUACUUUCUGGAGCUCUUUUUUAUCAAAAUUAGGGUUUUACCAAACGCUUGGAUUAGUUGUUUGAAAUUGUCUCUGUAGAAAAUGGCGGAUGAAGCUAGCAGAACGGCAUUUAUGGAGAUCCAAGGUCGUAUGAUUGAGGCAACGGGAAAGUUGAAACAGGUGCAAGCUCAAAUGCGUAACAAAGAGGGAGAAAAGAAACGUGCUUUCCUGACAUUGGAGGAGCUUCGGCAAAUGUCUGAUGAUACAAACACAUACAAAUCAAUUGGGAGAACGUUCAUUUUGGAGCCCAAACCUGUAUUGGUGGCUGAGCAGGAAAAGAAGUUCACAGACAGUGAAUCCGCCAUUGCGUCGUUGCAGACAUCCAAGGAGUACUUAGAGAAGCAGAUGGUAGAAAUUGAGAACAACUUGAAAGAGCUCUUACAGCAAGACCCAGGCCUCGCUCGCCAGAUAAUGUCAAUGAGUGUGUGAUGUGAGCCUUCAUCUUUUCCAAGUAUCAAUAUCAGGGCAUCUCGGUUUUCUUCUUUUUUCUCUUCCGUUUUGAAAACUAGCAGGAAUAUGUUUCAUUUGCUUGAUGUGCAAAUAUAAUUGAUUUUCAUACUCCACAAUUUGUCCUUGUUUUCAAAUGAAUGAAAUGGUAAUAUGUCAGAAAUUGAUACUGGAUUGCAAAUGUAUCAUUGCUUCCAAUGACUCCUCA
Messenger RNA from Papaver somniferum (opium poppy), 767 nucleotides. RefSeq names its product prefoldin subunit 1-like. Gene Ontology annotation, biological process: protein folding. Gene Ontology annotation, molecular function: protein folding chaperone. Gene Ontology annotation, cellular component: cytoplasm; prefoldin complex. Lineage: Eukaryota; Viridiplantae; Streptophyta; Magnoliopsida; Ranunculales; Papaveraceae. Bases 155 to 541 code for a protein of 128 amino acids. The record is from RefSeq and is a predicted model, not a curated record. The transcript is spliced from 6 exons.